AAGUGUCAUGGCCGCCGGGUACUAAACACCUAACCAGAUAAAAUUGUAAUGUUCUAUUCAUUAUUUAAUAAUAUCACUGAUAUCAAACAAUAAAAGACAAAAAUAUGAAUUUCCUUGGCAGACAGUUUUUAAAAAUAAUACAAGAUGAGAUUAGAAGCCAAAGCAACGUGUGUGCAGUGAGAAGACUCUUUUCUUACAAAAGUGCUUUCUCCCUGGAAAAUUUAUAUCCAAAAAGCAAUAUGCGUCUAUACACGCCCAAUUUUGUCCCAGAAGAUCCAAACGCUAAAUUCAAUGGAUUUAUACCCUUAGACAAGAUAAAAGUUACAUACAGUUGCAGUAGUGGACCUGGUGGUCAAAAUGUUAAUAGAGUUAACACCAAAGUAGAUUUAAGGUUUCAUUUAAAAGAAGCAACGUGGCUUGACGAAGAAAUUAGAGAAAAAUUAUCCGAGCAGUGUAAGAAUAACAUAAACAAAGAAGGGUACCUAAUCAUCAAAUCGGAACUAACGAGAUCUCAACAGCUCAAUUUAGCCGAUGCACUUGAAAAGCUAAGAAAUUUGAUUAGAAAAACUAUGGUUGAACCACGUGAACGGUCAAGCGUAUUUUGGGAAAGAAUAAGAAAACUCCAGGUUCAAGCUGCUCAGCGCAGAGUUUUUGCGAAAAGAAUGCGAUCGCAAACAAGACAAGACAGAAGAGGAGCAGAUGUUUGAGUUGACUCAUAAAUUUGGAUUUUAAGAUUCACUUGUAAAAGAUAUUUCUGUACAAAUACACUUAAUUAGUAG
Belonocnema kinseyi is the source of this 779-nucleotide messenger RNA. Its product is annotated as peptidyl-tRNA hydrolase ICT1, mitochondrial. Lineage: Eukaryota; Metazoa; Arthropoda; Insecta; Hymenoptera; Cynipidae. Gene Ontology annotation, biological process: mitochondrial translational termination. The record is from RefSeq and is a predicted model, not a curated record. The transcript is spliced from 3 exons. Gene Ontology annotation, cellular component: mitochondrial large ribosomal subunit. Bases 105 to 707 code for a protein of 200 amino acids. Gene Ontology annotation, molecular function: translation release factor activity.